Molecule: messenger RNA, 1206 nt
Organism: Fonsecaea multimorphosa CBS 102226
Lineage: Eukaryota; Fungi; Ascomycota; Eurotiomycetes; Chaetothyriales; Herpotrichiellaceae
Exons: 1
Coding region: 1-1206 (401 amino acids)
Biological process (GO): cardiolipin acyl-chain remodeling; inner mitochondrial membrane organization
Cellular component (GO): mitochondrial membrane
Molecular function (GO): 1-acylglycerophosphocholine O-acyltransferase activity
Source: RefSeq, a predicted model, not a curated record
AUGCCCUUUCACAACCGCGAUGACCUCAACCUCUACCAAAACCUGGAGUCCCCGAGCUUCUUCUGGCGCGGUGCCUCGUACCAGACAAUCCUCACCGUCGCCGCCCUUUCGCGUCUGUUUAUUUACGCACUCAACAAAACCGAAGUCCACGGUCUCCCGCGUUUUCUCGACCUUUUGAAAUCGCGUGCCGACUACAAAACGCGUCGCCGCGGGUUGGUGACUGUCUCGAACCACAUCUCCGUCCUCGACGAACCUUUAAUAUGGGGGACGCUACCUGUCUCCUUCGCGGCCUUCCACGGCUACAUGAACCACCGCUGGAGCUUGGGUAGUCAUGACAUCUGCUUCAAGAAUGCCUUCACCUCGCACUUCUUCACGCUGGGACAAACCCUCCCCAUCCACCGCGGCGCACACUCCCCCUUCGGCGGGCCUUACCAGGCGACCAUGACGGAAGCCGUGCGGCUCCUCUCCAAGAUCUCGGCGCAAAAGCAAUCGCUCGCUCCUCUGAGCAACCCGCGAUUUCACAAGGAUUGGAAACCUCCUCAAUGGCCCUGGGAUUGCGUCGACCCGUUCUCCGACAUCUCUCCUCCCCCCUCCUACCCGUCUCAACCCUCAGACGUGAGGUGGUACCUCGCCCCCUCCCGCUACGCAAGCAAUUCUUACAGCUGGGUACACAUUUUCCCCGAAGGGAUGAUCCACCAAGCCACCGACAAGACGAUGCGCUAUUUUAAGUGGGGAGUCGCACGACUCAUCCUCGAGCCUCCCGAAUGUCCCGACGUGGUGCCCAUGUUCAUCGAGGGGACCGACCAGGUCAUGCACGAGAGUCGAUCUUGGCCCCGAUUUAUACCGAGAAUCGGCAAGAAAAUCUGCCUCACCAUCGGGCGCGAGCUGGACGUCGAGGCCGUCUUUGGCGACCUCCGCAAGCGCUGGAGAGAUCUGGCGGACCGACAUGCCCGCGAAGCCGGACUGCCCGGUGGAUGGGACGAGAUGAUUCUGGGCCUCGUACCCGAGAAUCUGGCGAAUCACCCGGAGGCUGUACAGUUGAGGAUGGAGUGCACACAACGCGUCCGCGAGGCCGUCCUGGAAGUACGACGGUCCAGGGGUUUGCCGGAUGAGGACCCAAAGAAUGGAGUCGUCGAGACUUGGGCGCGAGAAGGGCCGAAGCGUGAAGGCUUGAUGGACGACGGUUCUUGGGUCAAGGAUACCUAG